AUGUACCAGAAAUGCUUUGCUGUCACAAAUGCAUGCGAGGAAGAGUUCUAUCAGGCACUUGGCGAAAAGGACGCACAGAUCGCCGGCAUGCAAAUGGAAAUACAACGUCUCCACGCCAAUAGGGCCGAGGAUGCCGCCAAAAUCCAGCAGCAAGUGAUGGAGAAUGAGAGACUCUCUUCUGAAGCACGACGCCUGGAAAACGAACUGCAUGAGUUGCAUCAGCAGAUGAAUCUCAUGGCUGCCAACAUGCAAGCACAAAUCCAGCAGCAGGAGAAUCAGCUGGCCUCACAGCAUGCGAUUGGCGAGGUCGCUGCGGCGAAUGCUCUACUCUGGAGCAUGGUCAACAAUCCAGCGAGUGGACCGCAGGUGUGCUGA
Messenger RNA from Penicillium angulare, 375 nucleotides. RefSeq lists its product as uncharacterized. The coding region runs from base 1 to 375 and encodes 124 amino acids. NCBI's taxonomy places the organism in Eukaryota, Fungi, Ascomycota, Eurotiomycetes, Eurotiales, Aspergillaceae. The transcript has a single exon. The record is from RefSeq and is a predicted model, not a curated record.